This is a messenger RNA of Cucurbita maxima (winter squash), 2988 nucleotides long. Its product is annotated as ATP-dependent zinc metalloprotease FTSH 9, chloroplastic-like. Bases 115 to 2598 code for a protein of 827 amino acids. The transcript is spliced from 13 exons. Gene Ontology annotation, cellular component: chloroplast thylakoid; membrane. Gene Ontology annotation, molecular function: ATP hydrolysis activity; ATP binding; zinc ion binding. Gene Ontology annotation, biological process: proteolysis. The record is from RefSeq and is a predicted model, not a curated record. Lineage: Eukaryota; Viridiplantae; Streptophyta; Magnoliopsida; Cucurbitales; Cucurbitaceae.
UUUUUUUGUUUUUUUGUUUUUUUGUUUUUUUGGUUAGUAUAGAUUAAAAAAUUAGGAAAAAUACAUAGUUCAAUUCGGAGAUUUUGAUUUUAUUUCGGAUUCUGGAGUUCCGAAAUGUUAUCGGUAGAGCCUUUAAGUCCGGUAAUUCGAACCAAGUUUCAUCUCGAUUCGAAUUGUAAUCUACGUAGUUGGAAUGGAUUGGGGGUUUUCCGUUGUAAAUCCAGGGUAUAUCACCAGGAUUCAAACCGUUUUCUUCUGAAUUUGGUGCCCUUUCCCUCUGUAAAGUUGUAUAGAUUAGCGCCUUCGAAAAACUCGGAUAGAUUCAAUCUUUGGGGAGGUUUCGCGGGGAAUUUCGGGUCGAGGAGUAUCAGGGUAUGUGCAAAUAGUAGAGAUAGUGAUUCCACAGGUGGUUCAGGGGAGAAGAGUGAAGCUAAACCUAGCGAAACUCAGGGGGUUAAUAAGAACACAACGAAUUCUGGUUCUUCGUCCAAUCCAAGGAGGGAGAAGCACGGAAAAGGAGGGGGUUGGUGGUGGUCUAAAGGCGGAAAAUGGCGGUGGCAACCUAUAGUUCAGGCCCAAGAGAUUGGAAUUUUGCUUCUGCAGCUCGGAAUUGUAAUUUUUGUUAUGCGAUUGCUUCGUCCUGGGAUUCCAUUACCGGGCUCCGAGCCGAGGACUCCCACGACAUUCGUAACCGUACCUUACAGUGACUUCUUAAGCAAAAUCAACAGUAAUAACGUGCAGAAGGUAGAGGUUGAUGGAGUGCAUAUCAUGUUUAAGUUGAAAUCUGAACCAGGUGCUCAGGAAAGUGAGAUAAUCAGUGGAAGCAAGCUGCAGGAAUCAGAUUCAUUGAUAAGAGGUGUUAGUCCGACUAAAAGAGUAGUUUAUACAACUACAAGGCCAAGUGAUAUUAAAACUCCAUAUGAUAAGAUGCUUGAAAACGCAGUGGAAUUUGGGUCACCAGACAAGAGGUCAAAUGGAUUCUGGAACUCUGUAAUGAUAGCUCUGUUCUAUGUUGCUGUGCUUGCUGGCCUUCUCCAUCGGUUUCCUGUAACCUUUUCACAGCAUACAGCUGGUCAAAUUAGGAACCGCAAGUCUGGGGGUUCUGGUGGGGUAAAAGUCUCUGAACAAGGUGAAUCAAUUACUUUUGCUGAUGUGGCUGGUGUUGAUGAGGCUAAGGAGGAGCUAGAAGAAAUCGUGGAAUUUUUAAGGAAUCCAGAUAGAUAUAUUCGACUUGGUGCUCGGCCUCCUCGUGGUGUUCUUCUGGUGGGUCUACCAGGGACAGGUAAGACUCUUUUAGCCAAGGCUGUCGCUGGGGAAGCUGAAGUACCCUUCAUAAGUUGUUCUGCUAGUGAAUUUGUAGAACUGUAUGUUGGCAUGGGUGCCUCUCGCGUGAGAGAUCUCUUUGCACGGGCAAAGAAAGAGGCACCAUCAAUCAUCUUUAUUGACGAGAUUGAUGCUGUAGCAAAAAGUCGUGAUGGUAAAUUCCGUAUUGUCAGCAAUGAUGAAAGGGAGCAAACCUUGAAUCAGUUGCUUACUGAGAUGGAUGGGUUUGACAGCAACUCUGCUGUCAUUGUUCUAGGUGCUACCAAUCGAUCAGAUGUUCUAGAUCCUGCUCUUCGCCGACCUGGAAGAUUUGAUCGCGUGGUUCAGGUGGAAACACCCGACAGGACUGGAAGGGAUGCAAUUUUGAAAGUACAUGUUACCAAGAAAGAGCUCCCCCUUGCGGAUGAUGUCAACCUCAGUGAUAUUGCUUCUAUGACCACAGGCUUUACAGGGGCAGAUCUGGCAAACCUGGUUAAUGAAGCUGCUCUUUUGGCUGGAAGACAGAACAAAAUUGUGGUGGAAAAAGAUGAUUUUAUUCAAGCAGUGGAGAGAUCUAUAGCUGGCAUAGAGAAGAAAACUGCCAAAUUGCAAGGAAGUGAGAAGACUGUAGUUGCACGACAUGAGGUUGGUCAUGCAGUUGUAGGCACAGCUGUUGCAAAUCUUCUACCUGGACAGCCGCGUGUAGAGAAAUUGAGCAUACUACCAAGGUCAGGAGGGGCACUUGGGUUUACCUAUAUUCCUCCAACAAAUGAAGAUAGAUAUUUGCUCUUCAUUGAUGAGUUGCGUGGCCGUUUGGUUACGCUUCUGGGAGGACGUGCAGCAGAAGAAAUAGCCUUUUCAGGUCGUAUUUCAACUGGAGCACUUGAUGAUAUCAGACGAGCAACCGACAUGGCAUACAAAGCAGUGGCUGAAUAUGGUCUGAACCAAACAAUAGGCCCGGUGUCCAUAGCAACGCUUGCUGGUGGCGGAAUCGAUGAGUCUGGGGGAGCUGUCUCUUGGGGAAGGGACCAGGGACAUCUUGUUGAUCUUGUUCAAAGAGAGGUUAAAGCAUUGCUACAAUCUGCUCUCGAGAUUGCGCUUUUAGUCGUGCAUGCAAACUCAGCUGUCUUGGAAGGGCUUGGUGCCCAUUUAGAAGGCAAAGAAAAAGUAGAAGGUGAAGAGCUGCAACAGUGGUUGAGAAUGGUUGUUGCACCAAAAGAACUGACAAUCUUCGUAAGAGGCAAACAGGAAUCUCUUCUCCCCGUACAGUCCGUGAACUCGGCCCCAUCUUCAUAGCCAUCGUGUACAAUUCUUGUAUACUAGAGUGAACUAAAUUUCGGCCCAUUUUUUUGUAAGAUGCCUGCUGGUUGGAUGUGUCAUCCACAAAAUGGAAGAAAAAAUACCAGCAAAACAACCACCAGCAGCUGCCUAAGCACCUCGUGUUGGAGCCAUGUUCAGGUAUGUUGCCAUAUCAAACUUUAAUGUUCUCAAUCAGCUAUGCAUUGGUCGCAAUUUUAGCAGUAUCCAACUUCAUAUCUGUAAUUUAUUACCCAGCUUUAUAAACUGCUGUACUGUAAAUAUAUAGCGUUUCCAUAAGUUACAAAUGAAUGAAGUCUGGGUCAUUGUACUCUCUCAAAUGUUAUCAGUCAUUCUUCAUUCAACAAGAAUUUGUGCAUUUUCUUUAGA